AUGGCUACCGGGCAGCAAAAGGAGGGGGUGGCGUCCCCCAACCCACCCCCCCAGACCAACAUACUGGCCACAGCCGGGCUCUUCACGAUAUGGGCAUCCCUCCUGGCCUAUGCCUUUUUUGUUGCCCCCAAUCAGACACCCCUGAGGGAUGCCGUGUUCAUCCAGAAGCUGGUGGGCCUGGGCGACCCCACCACCACCCCAGUGAAUGCUGUCUUCACACAGCUCUUCCUCGCCAUGGGGGUCUGGCCCCUCAUCUACACCGCGCUGCUCAUCCCCAGCGCCCGCAGUGGCAACGGGGUCCCCGCCUGGCCUUUCUGCACCCUCUCGUUUGCCGCGGGCGUGUUUGCGCUGCUGCCCUACAUGGCGCUCUGGACGCCCGAGCGGGAGGGUUCGAGUCGAGAGCCGCGCCGGGGCCCCCGCAUCCUGGAGUCGCGCAUGCUGCCCAUUGCGACGCUGGCCGGCGCGGUGUACUGCAUCGCGGCCGCCGCGCUGGCGGGGUCGGACGCCUGGGUGGCCUUCUUCCAGCUGUUCUGGGAGUCGCGCUUCGUCCACGUCACCACCGUGGACUUCAGCAUGCUCUGCCUCCUGGCGCCCUUCUGGGUGGGCCUGGACGCCUCGCAGCGCGGAUUCCAGGGGCGGGCCGCCGGGCUGGCCGCGCUGCCGCUGCUCGGCCCAGCCAUCUACCUGUGCCUGCGCCCUAGGGCGCCGCCGACCGCUGACGAAGCCGAGCGGCAAUGA
Molecule: messenger RNA, 738 nt
Organism: Auxenochlorella protothecoides
Lineage: Eukaryota; Viridiplantae; Chlorophyta; Trebouxiophyceae; Chlorellales; Chlorellaceae
Exons: 2
Coding region: 1-738 (245 amino acids)
Source: RefSeq, a predicted model, not a curated record